Molecule: messenger RNA, 1182 nt
Organism: Selaginella moellendorffii
Lineage: Eukaryota; Viridiplantae; Streptophyta; Lycopodiopsida; Selaginellales; Selaginellaceae
Product: (E)-2-epi-beta-caryophyllene synthase-like
Exons: 1
Coding region: 1-1110 (369 amino acids)
Source: RefSeq, a predicted model, not a curated record
AUGGAAGAUGUCUUGGCUGAAAGAUUGUCUAGAGUUAGCAAGUUUGAUUUGCCUUCCAUUCCUUGCAGCAUUCCCUUGGAAUGUCAUCCUGAAUUCUCUCGGAUAUCUGAAGUUACUGAUGCAUGGGCUAUUAGAAUGUUGGGUAUCACUGAUCCAUAUGAGAGACAGAAAGCUAUUCAGGCAAGAUUCGGUUUGCUCACCGCACUAGCUACACCUAGGGGAGAGAGCAGUAAACUCGAGGUUGCAUCAAAGCAUUUCUGGACUUUUUUCGUUCUAGAUGACAUUGCCGAGACAGACUUCGGUGAGGAAGAGGGGCAAAAAGCUGCUGAUAUUUUGCUUGAAGUUGCUGAGGGAAGCUAUGUUUUUAGUGAAAAAGAAAAGCAGAAGAAUCCGAGCUAUGCCAUGUUUGAGGAGGUGAUGUCGAGCUUCCGCAGUCUCAUGGAUCCCCCACUGUUUGCUCGCUACAUGACUUGUCUGAAAAACUUUCUGGAUUCUGUGGUGGAGGAGGCCUCUUUGCGAUUUGCCAAAUCCAUUCCAAGCCUUGAGAAAUACCAGCUGCUCCGGAGAGAGACAGUCUUUGUUGAAGCGUCCGGAGGUAUUAUGUGUGAGUUUUGCAUGGAUCUCAAGCUGGAUAAGGGUGUGGUUGAAUCCCCAGAAUUCGUAGCCUUUGUCAAGGCAGUGGUUGAUCACGCCGCCCUUGUCAAUGAUCUCCUUUCCUUCCGACACGAGAUGAAAAUCAAGUGCUUCCACAACUAUCUCUGUGUCAUCUUUUUCCACAGCCCGGAUAAUGCAAGUUUUCAAGAGACUGUCGACAAGGUAUGCAAAAUGAUCCAGGAGAACGAAGCUGAGAUUUUGCAACUCCAAAAGAAGGUGAUGAAGAUGGGCGUGGAAACUGGGAACAAAGAUCUAGUGGAGUACGCAACAUGGUAUCCUUGUUUUGCAUCUGGACACCUUCGCUGGUCGUAUGUCACAGGACGCUACCAUGGACUUGACAAUCCACUGCUGAAUGGUGAACCAUUCCAUGGGACCUGGUUUUUACAUCCAGAAGUCACUCUCAUGUUGCCAUUUGGAUCCAAAUGUGGUGAUCAUCCAUGGAUUGCAAGAAGCUAGGGAUAUUGGGAAAUAAUUCCAUCUCAAUAGCGUGGUAUUCAUGUGAAGUUGGAGUCUUUAUAAUAUUGAAUC